GAAAAAAUAAUAAGUGAAGCAGAAUCAAAGUUGCCACUUAGUCCGGAAGACUGUGAUUGUGAUUUUGAAUGAACUCAUGGAACAAGUUUCCUCUAGAUCAAGCUCUCUCACUGUCGGAGAGCAAUUCUGCGCCGUCUUUAUACCUUUCUUUGCCAUUAUCGAUGUCCUAGUUUCCUCCGUCGGACAAUGCUUCGAUUGCCGCAGCACAUCGCCUCGGACAUGUCAGCACGCGGAUCUGGAACGUCUUGCUCGUGAAUCUCAAUUUUCAGUCAAUGAAGUUGAAGCUUUGUAUGAGCUAUUCAAGAAAUUGAGCUGUUCAAUUAUUGAUGACGGCUUGAUUCACAAGGAAGAGCUUAGACUGGCGCUGUUCCAAGCUCCAUAUGGUGAGAACCUCUUUCUUGAUAGGGUUUUUGAUUUGUUCGAUGAAAAGAAGAAUGGGGUUAUUGAGUUUGAGGAAUUCAUCCAUGCACUCAGUGUCUUUCAUCCCUAUGCAUCAAUCCAGGAGAAGACCGAUUUUGCAUUUAGGCUCUAUGAUCUAAGACAAACUGGAUUCAUUGAGCGAGAAGAGGUGCAACAAAUGGUUUCUGCUAUUCUCUUGGAAUCUGAUAUGAUGCUAUCCGAUGAACUUCUGACCAUGAUUAUUGAUAAAGUGAGUUCUUGAAAUCCCAUCUCUCUUAGUGUGAUGUAUAAUAUUUUGGUAAAUUUAGUUAGCACAUGCUUCUUUUCUUUCUCUACUUUGUUUUUGCUAGACAUUUGCUGAUGCAGAUUCUGACAAAGACGGUAAAAUUAGUAAGGAUGAAUGGAAUGUCUAUGUGCAUAAACAUCCUAGCUUGUUGAAGAAUAUGACUCUUCCUUACCUAAAGUACCAAAUCCUCUCUCUUUUUUAGAUUAGCCCUUCCAUUUAGGAUUUCCUUUACUUUAUCAUCAACCAUAUCUGUAUUUGAAUUUGAAGGGAUGUGACGACAGCAUUCCCAAGUUUUAUAUUCAACACUGAGGUUGAAGACUGAGGCACAACUGUCCAUGCAACACCGGUCAUCUUUUUUCUGCUUGGUCCUGUAAUUCGAGUGAGAUUGUCAUAGCGCAAGAGCAGAACGAGGAAAGAAGGUUUUCCUUAUUUUAUUUUAAGCCAACGUAGUUGAUGAUUAUUAGCUGUAAGUAAAAUUGUCAAGCACUUUGCUUUGUUUUGAUGACUUUACUGUAAUUGUUCCAUUGAAAGUAAUGAAGCAUUUUUCUUUUCA
Arabidopsis thaliana (thale cress) is the source of this 1238-nucleotide messenger RNA. It is a transcript of the gene CBL10, whose product is annotated as calcineurin B-like protein 10. Gene Ontology annotation, cellular component: plasma membrane; vacuolar membrane; endosome. The transcript has 7 exons. Lineage: Eukaryota; Viridiplantae; Streptophyta; Magnoliopsida; Brassicales; Brassicaceae. The record is from RefSeq and is marked reviewed. Bases 77 to 661 code for a protein of 194 amino acids. Gene Ontology annotation, biological process: calcium-mediated signaling. Gene Ontology annotation, molecular function: kinase binding; calcium ion binding.